Cucurbita maxima (winter squash) is the source of this 3297-nucleotide messenger RNA. Its product is annotated as phototropin-1-like. Bases 105 to 3125 code for a protein of 1006 amino acids. Gene Ontology annotation, biological process: protein phosphorylation. Gene Ontology annotation, molecular function: ATP binding; protein serine/threonine kinase activity. The record is from RefSeq and is a predicted model, not a curated record. Gene Ontology annotation, cellular component: nucleus; plasma membrane; cytoplasm. The transcript is spliced from 21 exons. NCBI's taxonomy places the organism in Eukaryota, Viridiplantae, Streptophyta, Magnoliopsida, Cucurbitales, Cucurbitaceae.
UUUUAGUGAAGUGGAUAAAGUUUAGAAGUGCUUGAAAAUAAGGAAAUUUAUGAUUAUAUAUAUAAUUGUAUAUUUUGAUAUUGAGAUGUUCAUGCAGAAAACUAAUGGAGCCGUUGGAAAAACCGGUGCCGAAGUCGUCGCCUCUCGCGCCAUUUCCACGGGACUCAAGAGGAUCGCUCGAGGUUUUUAAUCCCUCCGCCACUUAUACGUCACGAUCCAUCAAUUCCAUUUCACGGCCGAACUCGACGUGGUCCAAUUGGGUGGAGCCACGUAGCAGUGCGGAGUCGGACUCGACUAGACUCACCGCCGUUCCGACGAGUAAGACCGGCGAGGAUAUCACGUCAUGGAUGGCCUUCAAGGAUUCGAAUGCUUCACCACAAUCCAACUCGCCACAAGCUCAGAAGACUAUUUCGGCGAUUCUCAGCGACAAAUCGCCGCCGAAAUCAGCGGAAGAAGUGGACUCUGCCGCCUUACGUGCUGCCGAGUGGGGAUUGGUACUGAAAACCGAUACGGAAACUGGAAAACCGCAGGGCGUUGGAGUUCGAACUUCCGGCGGCGAUGAACCGAUUAACAAACUGGAGAAUUCGAGAAGAACUUCGAAUAACUCGGGGCGGAGUUCGGGCGACAUGUCGGACGAUGUUGGAAGAGAAAGAGGGUUUCCGAGAGUCUCUGAGGAUUUGAAAGACGCUCUGUCGACAUUUCAGCAAACAUUUGUGGUUUCUGAUGCUACGAAACCUGAUUAUCCGAUUAUGUACGCCAGUGCUGGAUUCUUCAAGAUGACUGGCUAUACAUCCAAGGAAGUUAUCGGAAGAAAUUGUCGAUUUUUGCAGGGUGCAGAUACAGACCCAGAAGAUGUGGCCAAGAUUCGAGAGGCUUUACAAGCUGGGACAAGUUACUGUGGGAGGUUGUUGAAUUACAAGAAAGAUGGGACCCCGUUUUGGAAUUUGCUUACUAUUUCACCUAUCAAAGAUGAUGACGGCAAGGUUCUCAAAUUUAUUGGAAUGCAAGUAGAGGUGAGCAAACACACAGAGGGAUUCAAAGAUAAGAUGGUUCGUCCUAAUGGCUUGCCAGAAUCGUUGAUUCGUUAUGAUGCCCGUCAAAAAGAUAUGGCUACCAGUUCGGUAACGGAGCUUGUGCAUGCGGUGAAAAUGCCUGGGUCUGUGUCUGUAAGUGAAUCUAGGCCACGGGCUCUAAGUGAAUCUAUGAACCGCCGGUCAGUAAGAAAAUCCGGCGGCGGAGAUGAGGCAUAUAGACAUGAAGCUGCUAUGGUUAGGCGAAAGUCAGAGAGUACAGCAGCUUCAACUGGACGACGUAGAAGGUCGAUGCAGCGUAUCAAUGAGCUGCCGGAGACGAAACCCAAGAAGUAUAGCCGUCGUUCAUUUAUGGGCAUUGUGAGGAAAAGUGAAUCAAAUACUGAAAGCUUCAACAUUGAAAAUUGUUCGGACGAUGAUAAUGAGAGCGAUGAUGAUGAGAGACCAGAUAGCGUAGACGACAAAGUAAGACAAAAGGAAAUGAGGAAGGGUAUUGAUUUAGCGACCACCCUCGAACGUAUAGAGAAGAACUUCGUCAUCACUGAUCCGAGGCUGCCCGACAAUCCCAUUAUAUUUGCUUCUGAUAGCUUCCUGGAGCUGACUGAGUACUGUAGAGAAGAAAUCUUGGGAAGAAAUUGCAGGUUCCUGCAAGGUCCUGAAACCGAUCGAGCAACUGUCAAGAAAAUAAGAGAUGCAAUUGACAACCAAACUGAAGUUACAGUGCAGCUUAUUAACUACACCAAAACUGGUAAGAAGUUUUGGAAUCUGUUUCAUCUACAACCUAUGCGUGACCAGAAGGGAGAAGUCCAGUAUUUUAUUGGAGUACAACUUGACGGGAGUCAGCACGUCGAACCGCUAAGCAAUUGCAUAUCGGAAACUACUGCAAAAGAGGGCGAAAAAUUGGUAAAAGAAACUGCUGAAAAUGUUGAUACGGCGGCUAGAGAACUUCCCGAUGCCAAUUUGACACCAGAAGAUUUAUGGGCAAAUCAUUCUAAUGUGGUCCAACCAAAACCUCACAGAAAGGAUAGUGCUUCUUGGAAAGCUUUCCAGAAGAUUUUAGACAGUGGAGAACAGAUAGGACUGAAACAUUUCAAGCCGGUUAAACCUUUGGGAUCAGGUGAUACUGGCAGUGUGCAUUUAGUAGAACUGUGUGGGACUGAUCAGUGUUUUGCCAUGAAGGCAAUGGACAAGGGUGUUAUGCUUAACCGCAACAAGGUGCAUAGAGCUUGCGCCGAGAGGGAAAUACUCGACAAGUUGGAUCAUCCUUUUCUUCCUGCGUUAUAUGCUUCAUUUCAGACAAAAACACAUGUUUGUCUUAUAACUGAUUACUGCCCUGGUGGAGAACUCUUUCUGCUUUUGGAGAGACAACCUACAAAGGUUUUAAAGGAAGAUGCUGUAAGGUUUUAUGCUGCUGAAGUUCUCAUUGCAUUAGAGUAUCUUCAUUGUCAAGGGAUAAUUUACAGAGAUCUGAAGCCUGAGAACGUUCUACUCCAGGGAGACGGACACGUGACGUUGACGGAUUUUGACUUGUCAUGUUUGACUGCUUCCAAACCUCAGCUUUUGUUUCCAACGAUGAAUGAGAAGAAAAAACAAUCAAGAUCUCAACAGGCUCCGAUCUUUAUGGCCGAACCUAUGCGAGCAUCGAACUCAUUCGUCGGCACUGAAGAGUACAUAGCACCGGAAAUUAUCACUGGGGCUGGCCAUACUAGUGCAGUGGACUGGUGGGCUUUGGGUGUCCUCCUAUAUGAGAUGCUCUAUGGAUACACACCCUUUAGGGGGAAGACAAGGCAAAAGACUUUUGCCAACGUUCUUCAUAAGGAUCUUAAAUUUCCCAGAAGUAUAUCGGCUAGUCUCAAUGCAAAGCAAUUAAUCUUCAGGUUAUUGCAAAGAGAUCCCAAAACUCGAUUGGGUUCUCGAGAAGGAGCUAAUGAAAUCAAACGACAUCCGUUCUUCCGAGGCAUCAAUUGGGCGCUCGUUCGUUGCAUGAAACCUCCCGAGCUCGAAGCUCCUCUCUUCCCGACCACCGAUGCCGAAAAAGAAGGUAAUAAGGCAUCAGAUUUUGAUGGAAAAGAUGUUGAACUCAGUGUUUUCUGAUAAGUUUCCUUUCUUUGUUUGAUUGCUUUAGAAUGUCAAAUUCUUUUAGGCUUCAUAGCUUUAAAUAUUGAAAGCUUCUUUAGUGUUUAUUUAAUCUCUACCCAAUGUAAUAAGAAUAUUGUAAGGUGGUGGUGAUUGGCUAAAUAAUCUCUUAGCUCUGCUUUCUUUGUAA